Messenger RNA from Zerene cesonia (dogface butterfly), 468 nucleotides. RefSeq lists its product as uncharacterized. Lineage: Eukaryota; Metazoa; Arthropoda; Insecta; Lepidoptera; Pieridae. The coding region runs from base 1 to 468 and encodes 155 amino acids. The record is from RefSeq and is a predicted model, not a curated record. The transcript is spliced from 4 exons.
AUGCGAUAUAAAUUAUUUUGCAUUUUUAUUUUAUUGAAUUUAGUAGCCAAAAGUGUGCCGUGGCAAUAUUUUACAUCAAUUAGUGAUUUGACAUUAAUAGGAUCCGAUAAAGAACCGGUUCGUAUGCACAGUCAGUACACUUAUGGGAAUUGUAAACGGCGCGAUUUAAAAUUGUUUGCUCACGUACACAAGGAUCACAUUGAAAUAUUAGGAAAAGUAAUUGUUCGAGGAUGGUUAAAGAUAAUCAGAAUGCCAACUUGCAUCAUUCUUCGAGCAACUUCGUACGAAGAAGAUCUGUUUAGAAGUACAACGUACAAUUUUCAAAUUUGCGUUCCAAGAAUAACAUAUUGCCAUUCGAAACAUCGUUAUAAAUACUUCUACUAUGAGUGGUAUCUACCUCUCGAUUACAUAGGUGGAAUGAAUUGGGAUUUAUACUUUUAUGGGCCUCCAAACUUGGUCUGGCAAUAA